This is a messenger RNA of Leptinotarsa decemlineata (Colorado potato beetle), 1490 nucleotides long. RefSeq names its product GTP-binding protein Rit1. NCBI's taxonomy places the organism in Eukaryota, Metazoa, Arthropoda, Insecta, Coleoptera, Chrysomelidae. Gene Ontology annotation, biological process: signal transduction. Gene Ontology annotation, molecular function: GTPase activity; GTP binding. Gene Ontology annotation, cellular component: membrane. The record is from RefSeq and is a predicted model, not a curated record.
AUUAGCCUUCACCCUUCCCCUAAUCCUUAAUCACUCUGUUUUUAAGUUUUAAAUGUCACAGACGUCAGAUGUGUUUCGGGAUGGGUAAUGGUAAUGGGUUGUGGGGGUACUACUAUUCUAAACUGUAUUUUCCCAUUUCUAAUACCUCCAAGUGAUACACUAUCAAACCCUCGGUUGUUCUCCAAUUGAGACACAAAAACCAUCAAAGUGUAUCGCCCCUUGGAAAUGGCCGGAGAGGCAAACCACAGGAAAAAGGGAAAAGUAUCCAGACAGGAAUCUGGAAGGUCAGGAAAGGAUUUGGAGAUAGACACGGACCGGCCCAUAGCUGGAGUAAGUACCCAAGACAAAUCCAGGACCGGACAUAGAGUGUAUAAAAUAGUUGUAUUGGGAGAUGGGGGUGUUGGAAAAUCAGCCGUCACUCUGCAGUUUGUCAGUCACAGUUUUCUGGACUACCACGACCCAACCAUUGAGGACUCAUACCAACAACAAGCGGUUAUCGAUGGCGAACCAGCUCUGUUGGAUAUAUUGGACACGGCAGGACAGAUUGAAUUCACCGCCAUGAGGGACCAAUACAUGCGAUGCGGCGAGGGCUUCCUCAUUUGCUAUAGCGUUACCGACCGUCACAGUUUCCAAGAAGCUCUGGAAUACAAAAAACUCAUCCAGAAAGUACGCGCUACCGAAGACACUCCGUUGGUCCUUGUCGGCAACAAAUUCGACUUGCACCUGCAACGCAAAGUUACGACGGAAGAGGGCAAAUCACUGGCCAGGCAGUUCGGUUGUCCCUUCUACGAAACGUCGGCGUGUCUAAGGACGUACGUCGACGACGCUUUCCACACUCUAGUCAGGGAAAUCAGAAGGAAGGAGAGAGAGAAGAUGGGCCUGUCCGGGCAUGAUAGGAAGCCUAACAGGCACAGCAAGUGGUGGAGGCUGAGGAGUAUAUUUGCGCUCGUUUUCAAGAGGAGGCGGCAUCAGCAUUUUUCGCCUUAAGUAUUAUGUUGGGUUUAGAGCUAGUAGAAAGGUAUUUUUUGUUAUUCCAGUGUUUUUAGAUGGGUGUUUGAGGAUGUUUGAUUUCCACAUAUUAGUAACUUUACUUUUGGACAAACUUCUUGUGAAAGCCAAAAAUUAUUUAUUCUGUAAUACAGGAUGAUCGCUGGAUUUUUACCUGUGCUUCAACAAUUUGUGCAUCCGAAAUGAGUCAAAAAAUUAAUGAAAACGCAAUGACGUACCUACUAGUCCAAACAAUUUAACUUUUUAAUGAAAGGUUUCUUUCAUUUAUGUAAUUCACUAAAAAGUAAUGUUAGGAUUUAAGAUGAAUUUCAUAAAAUUCAUCAGCACUUUAUUAAUAAGCUGCAAAUACAUUAUGAUUUGUAUUCUAUAUUCUAACUUUGAUAUCUGGCAAUUUGAAUAUUUUAGUUCGCGGAACCUGAGUUGAAGUUAAAAUUCAUCUAUUGAAAACAUUUUUCUCAUAUCAGAAUAAAAGCACUGAUUUG